Molecule: messenger RNA, 1077 nt
Organism: Venturia canescens
Lineage: Eukaryota; Metazoa; Arthropoda; Insecta; Hymenoptera; Ichneumonidae
Exons: 5
Coding region: 209-979 (256 amino acids)
Source: RefSeq, a predicted model, not a curated record
UCCAUUAUUCGAUGAGCAGAAAAGACCUGUAAAAAAUUGAAUACUAAUAAUUCGAUUAUUGCUAUAUUGCUAUUGUCGAUAUUUGUAUAUGUUGCUUUAUACUUGAUACAAACAUACUCGUGAUCUGUGAAAUUUAAAUUAAAACAAAUAGGAAAUUUCUAUUCAUUCAUGCCUCUGUAUUACAGGAAUUUUAUCAAAAUCGUAAGCAAUGCCAGACAGUGAGCGAGAAGAUUCAAUCACGACAUUGAAUACGGCGCUAAACAAAUCCAUGAUAUUAAUGGAUAGUCCAACUGAGCCGAAAAAUAGAACAAAGGCUGGUAAGCUCAUAAAAAUUAAUACAAAAAUUCAGCCUGCCAGUCCAUCUUUGGAAAAUCCAUCGGUAGUGCGCAAAAGUAUUCUGAAGAAAUCAAAAACUGAAGAAAUUUCAGACAGUCUUGAUUCUUCGAGUAUUCUUCACACAGAAAGUGAUCCUCCAACUGGAAAAGAAGAAUUAACAUACAACCAUUUACCAAGACCGCAUAAUCUGGAUGAUUUUCUCAAAGAAGAUUCUUUUAUGACCAAUCCAACUAAUUCGACCUUCAGUUUAGCCGAUUUAUCUGACAGUGAAGAAAUGUGGGUUAUUGACAUUCCAAAGACUGUUGACCCCAGAAAACUAAAAGGCCAGACCUUAUCAUUAGGGAAGAAAUCGAAGUUAAAGAUGGGUGAUGAACGUUAUUGUGCAGUAAAUAGAAACAACGCAGGCAGUUUAACUUGGGUUUUCAAUACAGGUCGGGAGACGAAACCAUACAAAGCUGUGAACGUUACGCCCACGGCCGCAGUGACAAUUAGGCGUAAAUUACCAAACACUUCGAAACAAGUAACGGAUUUUUCGGAUACGAAUGCUGUGCCAUUUCCGUCGAAUUUAAAAAUUCGACAUCCAUUCUUUGGUCCCAGUGAAGAAAUUGGAGAUUCGUUAUGUAUCAAGAUGGCAAGUAAAUGAAGCUGACACCUUUUCCUUGCAAUUAUACACAAAUGUCUGUUUUAUAAAUCAUAUUAUUGUUAUGUCAAUAAAUGUCGCAUCUACGUAUGCAUUGUAAA